Molecule: messenger RNA, 6040 nt
Organism: Bacillus rossius redtenbacheri
Lineage: Eukaryota; Metazoa; Arthropoda; Insecta; Phasmatodea; Bacillidae
Product: phospholipid-transporting ATPase ABCA3-like
Exons: 29
Coding region: 221-5329 (1702 amino acids)
Biological process (GO): transmembrane transport; lipid transport
Cellular component (GO): intracellular membrane-bounded organelle; membrane
Molecular function (GO): ATP hydrolysis activity; ATP binding; ABC-type transporter activity
Source: RefSeq, a predicted model, not a curated record
AGUUUUCUCAUUUUAACUGGCUUACUGAGUGUAUGUUGAGCUACGUAUUGCAAUCUUCAGAGCAGCAGGAAUUUUUUUUGUCAUAAGACUAGUCAUUUGGUACCAAUAGGAAAUCAAGACGACAUAAAGAAGUGAGCAUUCCCUUUCUAAAGUUCCGUGAUACGACUUGCACUUGGGCGCCCCACGGUGCACUACCUGUGCGUGCGUGCGUGCGUCGCAGAUGGCUCGCGCGUGGCACAAGUUCUGGCUGCUGCUGUGGAAGAACUGGACGCUGUACCGUCGCCACCCCGUCCAAACUGCCGUGGAGGUGCUGGCGCCCGUCUUCUUCUCCGCGCUGCUGGUGGUGAUCCGCAGCCUCGUCGCGACGCAGCAGUUCACCGAGCCGACGCUCUACGUGCCGUUCUCUCCGGCCGACCACUGGGGCACCGUCCUCGACCGCAUGGCGAACGCAUCCCACAGAGGCAUCAUGGUAGCAUAUUCCCCUGCCAAUCCAGUUUUAGACAGCAUCAUGACAAAGGCAGUUGAACGCUUCCAUCAAAAAGGUACAGCAAUUCCAUUCUCGAGUGAGACUGCUCUCCUUACGAAUCUGACUCAACCGGGCGCCAUGAACAUCAUCCUAGCUGGAGUCGUAUUUGACGACUCGCUGGCCGGCGUGACGGAACUGCCUCAACACGUUCAGUACAAAGUGAGAUUUCCUGGAGAGUCCAGAUCCGUUCAGUCUUCAAGCUCUUCUGUAAUGUACAACUGGAAAACAGACAGGUUGUUCCCGACCUUCCAGGAAGGAGGACCGAGACUAAAAAGCGAUUCCGAUGGCGGGAAUGUCCCAGGCUACCACACUGAGGGCUUCCUCACCCUGCAGCACUUUGUGUCGGCCAGCAUCAUCGAGCAGGUGUCGGGCAAUGCCUCGGUGCCUCCGGUGCUGCUGCAGAGGUUCCCCUACCCCCCGUACGUGAGCGACCCCAUGCUCCUGGCCUUGGAGAACAUCGUGUCCAUAUUCAUGUUGCUGAGCUUCAUUUUCUCCUGCACCUCGAUCGUCAAGGUCAUCGCAAGCGAGAAGGAGUUGCAGCUCAAGGAAACCAUGAAGAUCAUGGGACUGCCGAGUUGGCUGCACUGGACAGCGUGGUUCGUCAGCUGCUUCCUGGUCCUGUUAAUUUCGGUGAUUUUAGUGACGGUACUGACUAAAGUUUCGUGGAAUUCCUCAUCGGACCUAGCGGUGUUCACCAAAUCCAAUGGCAUCAUCAUAUUCAUCUUCCUUAUGCUGUAUGCUGUGACUAUCAUCUGCUUCUGUUUCAUGGUAUCUUCGUUCUUUUCCAAAGCGAACCUGGCUGCGACGAUGGCGGGCCUCGGCUGGUUCCUGCUGUACGCUCCCUACAUGUUCCUGCAGCCCAACUACGGCUCGCUGGGGCUGGCUGCCAAGCUCGCCCUGAUGCUGUUCUGCAACACCGCCAUGUCGCUCGGCUUCCAGCUCGUGCUCAUGUUCGAGGGCUCGGGUCGCGGCCUGCAGUGGGACUCCUUGUGGCAGCCGGCGACACAAGGCGACAGCGUGGUCUUCGGCCACGUCUUGAUAUUCCUCGUCGUCGACGCUGUCCUGUACCUGCUGAUAGCACUCUACGUGGAGGCCGUGUAUCCCGGGCUCUACGGGGUUCCCAAGCCAUGGAACUUCUUUCUUAAGAAGUCGUUCUGGUGCGGUGGCGAGGCGGCCACAGUGGAGGCGACUGGGGACAGCCUGUGGAUCAGCAGCAGCCCUGACUUCGUGGAGACGGAGCCAGCCCUGCCCAUCGGCAUACAGAUCAAGGAGCUGCGUAAGGUGUUCGGCAAGAAGGUGGCGGUGGACGGCCUCAGCGUGAACAUGUACGAGGGCCACAUCACGGUGCUGCUGGGCCACAACGGGGCGGGCAAGACCACCACCAUAGCCAUGCUGACCGGCAUGCUGCCCCCCUCGGGCGGCACGGCGACCGUGGGCAGCCGCGACGUGAGGACGCAGAUGGACGGGGUGCGCGCCAGCCUGGGGGUGUGCCCACAGCACAACGUGCUCUUCAACGACCUCACCGUCGCCGAGCACUUGUACUUCUUCGGCAAGCUGAAGGGGAUGGAGAAUAAGGAGAUCCGAGCGGAGACCCAGCGGUACCUCAGCGUGUUGGAGCUGCUGCCGAAGCAGAACGCGCUGGCCCGCACCCUGUCCGGGGGGAUGAAGAGGAAGCUGUGUGCCGCCAUCGCCCUGUGCGGCCGCUCCAAGGUGGUGGUGAUCGACGAGCCGACCUCGGGCAUGGACCCCGCCGCGCGCCGCACGCUCUGGGACCUGCUGCGGCAGGAGCGCCACGGACGCACCAUCCUCCUCACCACGCACUUCAUGGACGAGGCAGACUUCCUGGGCGACCGCAUCGCCAUCAUGGCCUCCGGCCGGCUCAAGUGCUGCGGCUCCCCCUUCUUCCUCAAGAAGAAGUACGGCGUGGGCUACAAGCUGGUGAUGGUGAAGAGGCCCGAGUGCCGUGUGGAGGAGGUGACACGGCUGCUGCGCGGACACAUCCCGUCGCUGGAGGUGAGCCAGGACGUGGGCGCGGAGCUGUCGUACCAACUGGAGGAGGCCAGCUCUGCUCUCUUCGAGCCGAUGCUCCGGGAGCUGGAGGACGCCAGGGACCGACUGGGCAUCGACAGCUUCGGCGUGGCGCUCACUAGCAUGGAGGAGGUCUUCAUCAGGGUUGGACGAGACGAGGAGCUGUCCCUCCGGAAACGACCGUCCGAGUCUGUCGGCUUGCCUGCGGAGCAGAACUCCCUCCGUGGCGACAACAAUGGCACAAGCAGCUACGGGGACUCGACCGUGCCCAUUGCAGACAACGUGAGUGCGGGGGCGUCGCUGACGGGCCGCCGGCUGGUGCUGAACCAGCUCCGUGCCAUGUCGGUCAAGCACGUGCUGCACACGGCGCGCUCCUGGGUCCUGUACUGCACGCACAUACUGCUGCCCGUGCUGUACCUGAUAGUCGCCAUCGUCCUCAGCAGCGCCUCGGUCGCCGUCUCCGUGCUGCCCGCCCGGGAGCUGGGCCUGGGGUCGUACAGCACUCCCAUCACACCGGUCGAAGUGGCCUCCGGCGAAGACUCGGCCAAGCGUCUCUACGAGCAGUUCAAGGCCUUGCGUCCUCCGGGGCUGGUGGACCUGGGCAGCCACUCCGAGUCCACCAUGAGCACUUACGUCUUGGAGCAGGCUGUAAACGACAUUAGUUCCUACACCCAGAACUUCAUUGUCGGGGCAACUUUCAGCACCGACAGUGCAAGCUCUGCGCCUGAAGCCACCGGGUGGUUCAGCAACCAGCCGUUCCAUGCCGCCCCGGUCGCGCUCAACCUGAUCCACAACUCCAUUCUCCGGAGCACGCCUGCGGGCUCGGGACGCUCAAUCAGCGUCGUCAACCACCCUCUGCCCUACUCCGCAGAUACCGAGGUCCGCAUGCAGGCGUCGGGCAGUACCCUAGGCUUCCAAGUGGCGUUCAACUUCGUGUUCAGCAUGUCCUCGGUGUCGGCGUUCUUCGUGCUGUUCUACGUCAAGGAGAGGGUCAGCAGGGCCAAGCUGCUGCAGUUCGUGUCCGGGGUGGACGUGCUCACCUUCUGGGGCACGGCGUUCCUCUGGGACCUCCUCAGGUUCUCCGUCAUCGCCCUGGCCAUUGUCGUGACGCUGGCGUGCUUCCAGAAGGACGGCUUCAGCGAGGCGGAUCAGCUAGGUCGGAUACUGCUGUUGCUGAUGCUGUUCUGCUGCCCGAUGCUGCCCAUGAUGUACCUCAUGUCCUUCCUGUUCAGCGUCCCGGCCACGGGCUACUCCAGAGUCAUCCUGUUCAACAUCAUCACAGGCUUGGCCGGCAUGCUGCUGGUGACAGUGUUCAACAUGCCGAGUCUCGGGCUGGAGGCGGCCGGGGAGACGGUGGACUGGGUGUUGGUCGUCCUGUUCCCGCUCUACUCGCUGGGCAGCAGCGUCAACCACAUGCACAACAACGCCAUGCUGCUGGAGACCUGCGCUCCGUUCAGGCCCUUCUGCUCGGAGCAGCACCCCAACCCGUGCUGCAUGGAACCAAGAUUUUGCCCUAACGGCACGUGCAUCAAGAUGACGGAAAACUACUUUGAGUGGGAGACUCCUGGCGUUGGGCGAAAUGUCGUGUUCUUCAUCGUGAGUGCGAUUGUCUUCAGUACAAUCCUGCUGCUCGUAGAGCUCAAUAUUAUUGGCUCUGUUUGGUACAGCUUGAGGGAAUGCACGUCUAAUAAGCCUAAAGGCGCGGUUCAAGAUUAUGAGCCGGACGACUCUGAUGUGGUCGCAGAAAACUCCAAAGUGCGCUCUGUCAGCCUCCAUGUUCUCAAGGAUAGCUUCAACAUGGUGCUUGUAGACCUGACCAAGUUCUACGGUAGUUUCCAAGCCGUGAACAAGCUGUGUGUGGGGGUGCGGAAGGGAGAGUGCUUCGGUCUCCUGGGGGUGAACGGGGCCGGCAAAACCUCGACGUUCAAGAUGAUGACAGGGGAUGAGAGGAUAUCCAGUGGAGAGGCUUACAUUGGUGGCUUCAGUCUGAAGAACCAAUUGAAGCAGGUGCACCGGCGCAUCGGCUACUGCCCCCAGUUCGACGCGCUGAUGGAGAGCCUGACGGGCCGGGAGACCCUGUGGCUGUUCUGCAUGCUACGGGGGGUCCCCGGGCAGGACGUGCCCGCGGUGGUGGACCGGCUGGCGGGACGGCUGCUCCUCCGCGAGCACCUCGACAAGAAGGUGAAGGAGUACAGCGGCGGGAACAAGAGGAAGCUGAGCACGGCGGUGGCCCUGGUGGGAGACCCACCCGUGCUGAUCCUGGACGAGCCCACGACGGGCAUGGAUGUGGUGGCCAAGCGACACUUCUGGGACGUGGUCUGCCGGGUGCGCGACAGCGGCAAGUGCGUCCUGCUCACGUCCCACAGCAUGGAGGAGUGCGAGGCGCUGUGCACGAGAAUAGCCAUCAUGGUGAACGGGCAGUUCCGCUGCAUCGGACCGACCCAGCACCUCAAGAACAAGUUCGCUGAAGGGUACACUCUCACCGUGAAGACCUCCGACGCAGGCCUCGACACCCAACCCGUCAAGGAGUUUGUCGCUAGCUCAUUUGAAGGCGCAUCACUGAGGGAAGAGCAAGAUAAUCUCCUCACGUUCUACAUUCCUUCGAGCAGCGGACUGAAGUGGUCGCGGAUGUUUGGGGUCAUGGAGCGGGCCAAGGCCUCGCUGCACAUCAGCGGCUACUCGCUGGGGCAGACCAGCCUCGAGCAGGUCUUCCUCAUGUUCACGAAACAGCAGGGUUUAAAGCUGCUCCCUCAGACAUCUAUACCAGCAUCUUAAAUUACUGUUACGUGUUUAUUCUAAGAUGUUCAUGACACCUCAAAAUAACAACAGUAAUGUAGCUAAUGACUAUAAUGACAUGAAUAUGAUGAACAGUAACAGCUAUCUAAAACCCAGUCAAACUAUACAUCUUUACAAGUAACAUACAUAUGUAUUUAAAUGUGAUUCACGCAGCCUAAGACCAGUGAAAAUUCUAGUCAACUACAGUGUAUGAGUUAGUGAUUAAAAAAUAAAUAAAGUAUUGUAUGUAUAAGUGAGAUACAAGAAUGAGGAAAUUACUGGAUAACAAUGUUUACACCUAGCUUUCUGCAACUUUGUGCCUACAAAUAAAUUAUUUAUAUAGAUUUGUAUGUAUAAGUGAGAUACAAGAAUGAGGAAAUUACUGAAUAACACACAAUGCUUACACCAGCUUUCUGCAACUUUGUGCCUGCAAAUAAAUUAUUUAUAUAGCAUUGUAUGUAUAAGUGAGAAACAAGAAUGAGGAAAUUACUGAAUAACAAUGUUUACACCUAGCUUUCUGCAACUUUGUGCCUACAAAUAAAUUAUUUAUAUAGAUUUGUAUGUAUAAGUGAGAUACAAGAAUGAGGAAAUUACUGAAUAACACACAAUGCUUACACCAGCUUUCUGCAACUUUGUGCCUACAAAUAAAUUAUUUAAGUAUAAGAACUGAGCAAAAAAAAAAAAAGAAAAAUAAUAAAAACUAAUUUAUUA